GAUUGGCCCGUUACAAAUUCUGAACCAAUCAACGUCGAGGAGGAAUCAGCGAAUUUCAAACUCAGGCCUAGCAUAUUUAAGAUAAAUUUGCAUGUGUGGAGAUAGUUGAGUUUGCAGUCAUGAUGAACAACAGUCGCAAAACUCGGAUGGGGCUCGGAUUUGAAAACAAGAAAGCUAAACCCAGCUCAGAUCAAAGUAAUGUUGGCAACAAUAAUAGCCUAGGAUUGAAAAGACAGGGAGAUAAUUUAUCUGACCCCACCAUGAAACGACGACCCGUCUGUGCCGAUCUCACAAAUGCAUUAAAAGAUUUGAAUACAAAUAGUAAAAUUGGUUUGAAGAAGAAUACAACAAUUGUAAAACCCACAGUUAAAGUUAAUAAGGAUCUGAAAGUAAAGAAGUCGAACAUCAAGAAAGCAGAGAAGACCAAGAUAUCUUCAUCUCAAGACUCAAGUUGUACAGAUGACAGUUCCGAUGUACCUUUAUCACAGGAAUCACAAUCAGUAGAUAUAAGUUUGGUAGAUUUCAAUAAAAGUGAACCAGAAAUAAUUGUACCCGAAGGAGUAGAUGACAUUGAUAAAGAAAAUUAUUCAGAUCCUGUACAGUGUGGAAAUUACGCUAAAGAAAUAUUUAAAUAUUAUAUGGAGCGAGAGUCCAAAUUUCAACUAGAACCAUAUAUGACCCAGCAACCCCAGUUAACAUCCAACAUGAGAUCUAUUCUAGUAGACUGGUUAGUGGAGGUACAAGAAAACUUUGAGUUAAACCAUGAGACAUUAUACCUGGCUGUAAAACUUGUCGACACCUACCUGUCAAUCAAAGAAACACCUAAAGAAAUGCUACAGCUUAUUGGAGGAACAUCUUUAUUUAUUGCUUGUAAAUUUGAUGAACGUUGCCCCCCACUGAUAGAAGAUUUCCUUUAUAUAUGUGAUGACGCUUACAAUAGGAAAGAAUUUUUAGACAUGGAAAGAAAUAUAUUAAAGACAAUUGGCUUUGAUCUGGGUAUGCCCUUAUCUUACAGGUUUUUACGAAGAUUUGCAAAGUGUGUACGAGCUGAGAUGAAGACAUUAACAUUGGCACGUUAUAUAUUAGAGAUGUCAUUAAUGGAUUAUAGUCUGAUAUCUGUACGAGAAUCUAAACUAGCUGCAGCCGCUCUACAUUUAGCACGUAAAAUGAAGAAAGAGGGAGAUUGGAAUAAGACGCUAGAAUACUUUAGUACAUAUAAUGGAGAUGAAUUAAUACCCAUUGUAAAGAAAUUGAACCAUUGUAUAUCUCAUCCAUCUAAACACCUCACAACUAUACUAUCAAAAUACUCCCAUCAAGUGUUUCAUGAAGUUGCUAAGUUGACACCGCUAGAUCCUGAACAACUUUAAAAACAUGAGAAUUCAAACAACUAUGUUUUUAUACAGUGCUGAAUGAUAUAAUAAUAAAGACAAUCACUGCCAGUGUAAUUACCAAUCAGACUAUAUUGACAUGAUAUUAUGCAGGAUCAGAAAUAGUAAUUGACCAUGUGUAAAGAACAUAUGGCCUUUUAUAUGUGAUCAGUAAUUCAUGGAGUUGGCUGUUUUGAUUUCUAACUUCCAAUUAAUAAAAACAUAAACUUGUCAGAGAAUUUUAAUCAGAAGGGUAUUUAACCAUUUUGUGAAUUUUUAUUUCUCCUGUGUUUCUACUCUAAGGGAAUCAUGUAGAUUGUAUAUGUAAUUUAUAUUCUACUGUGUUUAAUCAUUUUAGCAAAUUAUUUUAUUUUACACAUCUAAGCAUAGGGGCUAUAAAACUUGCUCCUGUUACUAGUAAUAGAAAGUAGUAAUAGUAUCAAUAUUUUUAUCUGGACAUAUUAUGUCAACCAAUAAAAGGAAAAAGUCUUUUAUCAAUUGAGGUUUAGAUUACUAAGUAAUUCACCCUGGGAAUAAAAUACAAUUUAUUUAGUUUUAAUAAAAAUAUUUUUUAGGGCUGGGUUGAUGUGAUAUCAAUAUAUAUUGAUAGUAUUUUGAAUUAUAUAUUCAACCUGGAUGUAAUAUAUCAAUAGGAAGAUAUUGGAUAGUAUUUUGAAUUAUAUAUUCUACCUUUUAAGACUAUACAUUCUAACUUCAACAAAUUUAAAUAAAACUUGAGUUUUGUGGACCUGGAUUUAGAAAAUGAGGCAGCUUCAAUCUCCAAUAUGUUUUAUGAAAUGUCUGGUUAGCUAUAUACUAGACAUUUCUUCUUUAUUAACUGGAUCUAUAUUAUCUAGUGUAUUUCAAAAUUCAAAUAUUUUGAAAGUGAUUUUGAAAUUUGUCAACAUCAUGUUUUCGAUAAAAAUUGAAGAAAAGUAAUGAUUUUCAAGGUCUAGGGGAUACGGGUGGUUGAUGAACAUUAUAAAAAAUAAAUCUUAAUUUCUCUUGGUCUUCCUCUUGAGCCAAUACUUUCAUUAGCCACCUAAUGAUAAAUAUGGGUUUAUUAUUGUCAUAUUACUAGAUGAUCGAGACUACCUAUAAACAAUGGCUAAGGGGACAACUAGUAUAUAUCCCUGCAAUAAUGUUCCUCCUAUUUCAUUGAGAAGUUUUAUCCCAGUGUUACUCCUGUAGUACUUUUGGACUUGAGCCAAUCAAAUUGGCUGCGGUAUUAAGAUCAGAAUUAUAGCCUAUGACAAGGUGGCUAACAUAGAGGUUGAACACAGGAAAAGCCACUACCAUACUCUUAUUUAUUAGCCUUUUAAUAUUUGAUAUCCAUGUUUUAUCUUGUAUAAUUGUUUUAAUGUUUUCAUUGGGCAACAUUCUUAUUUUUAAAAAAAUGAAAAUGGAGGUGACAUUUUCACCCUAUAUUUGGCAAUAAAUAAACUUCUUUUACAUUUACAUUAUCAUUUAUUUUCACACUUCCUGUGUUUUCAGAGAUCGUUUUGAUACAUACUUUUUUAAUUCUUUUAAACUAUACAGUCAUGUCAAAACUAAAUUCUUAUUUUAUAAGUAUUUGGGUCUUGUAACUUGUCUGCUAAAACUCUGUUUUGAUUAAUGCAGAAUAUUGCUUUUUUCCAUGAAAACAAAAAUACGAAGGAAGAAAUUAAGAAUGUUGACCUACUGUGUAAAUCUACUUUUUCGGUUCUUCAAGACAUUUUCUUGUCUGUAAUUUAGGGUUGAACACUGGCUGUAUGUUGUUGGCCCCCCCCCCCCCAAAAAAAAAUAAAAAAAUCAUGGUUAGCAUGAUUGAUAAGUUCUAAAAGAUUGAAAAGAAAAUAGAAAGUAUAUAUUGGAAUAUAAGAGAAAUAGACAAUGUGCUGCUAUAUACCUGGCGAACCAAUGUUAUUAUACUGAUGAUUUAUUGCACAGAUGCUGACCGUUGUUACUAGCAUUGGCUAAAUGAGACACAAUUCCCAGGCCGAUCACAUCAUAAAAGAUCGGUUGCAAGGCAACGAAACAUGCACACAGCAGCAAACUCGUCGAAGCGGACAACAAAGAUUAUCACGUAUUUUUUCUUUUGUCAGUAAUGAAAGCAUUUACAACACAUUUACAAUCUGAUUUAGAGUAACAACCCAUUCAAUAAUUAUUAGAAAUCAUUAGAAUUUGUUUGGCUUCUAAUUCUGCCCCAUGUUCACGUUUAGUAUACAAAACAUUUUAAUGUCAUGAAUUUAGCGGUUCAAGAUUUUUUUAAAUGAUCAAGGGUCAUAAAUCUGGCAAUAUUUAUCUUGAAAACAUUUGAAAUCAAUAGGCUUCUUCAACAUAUGCGUCAACCCUUGUUGAUGCUCAGACUAAUUAGCUGCUAAGGACGAAUGUUUCAUUGCCUGGCAACCUAUAUUUAAGAUUAAUCAUUACACGUAUAUCACAUUGCCAUACCAAUUUAAAGGUAUUUUAUUAUAGAAUUUAAAUUUAUUGACAGAUGUAUGUGUCUCUUUUAUAUGCAGCCAGAGCCAAUCACAAAAUGGAUGGAAAGAACUCCCAGAAUUUAUUAUUGGCACUGCAUACAGCUUGUUGAUUUAACUUUUCUUUCUUUCCAACUCUUUGUGUAUGUUGUAAUUAAUUUGUAUAAUAAUUUUUGCUACGAUGUUUCAUUUUGUUAAAUUUACAGUAGUUUUUAUUUCAUCUUUCAUGUAUGUUUGUGUGUGUAUGUGCAACUGUGAGUGUUAUAUGUAUGAUUGUUUCAUUUCAUUCUUUUUUAUUUUAAUGUAAUUUCAUGAGGUUCGUUUUUUUUUUACAAUUUAUACCACUAUCAUUAUAAACGAUAAAUAGCAAUAAAUAAUUCAAUUAGUGAAAAUUUGAUCAGAUUUCUACGAUUAUUUCAAAUUUAUAAUUUAUAGUAUUAAUAAGAAUUCAGUAUCUAGUCUAAAGUAAUGAGAUCUGUUUAUUGCCCGAUUGUGUUCAAAUUUAACAACUAUUCCCGACAAAAGUACAAAAGCCAGGGAAAUUUUUUAAAUUAUUGCAAUAUAUUUUGUGGGACAUACACGCCAGCGUAACCAUGAGAACAUUCUGGCUGUCUUUAACUUGUACAUGUAUGCUCUGUUAUUGUGUGCAAGUUGUUUUAGUCAUUUGAAAAUCUUGUGUAGGUAAAAUGAGAUACUGUUUUGUACAUGGAAAUCUAUUCAACUGAACCAGUCACUUAAAUUAUUUGUGUCUUCCAAUAAAACAAGACAGUAUAUUUCAGCACUUUUAGGUUGAAAUGUUCAAAAUAUAUUCAUUGAUAUUAGGAAUUUUGAAAGUAUCAGUCAAUCAAUUGAAUAGAUUGCUUUUUACUACAAGCAUGUAAUUUCAUGUCACCUUCAUACUACAUUAUAUUAUGAUAAAUAUCUUAUUGUAAAUGUAAAUAAUAUUUAAUUAUACGGAUAAGAAGAAUUAAGAAUUUUUCAAGUAUCAUUUAGUCAGAAUUUUUACUAUAACAAUUUCACGAUAUUCAAAUCUCUUCUUGAAAUAACAUACACCAUUGACUGGAGUAUUCGGAUAGUAUUUUUUGUCCGCAAACUGAACUGAUUUAGAUUUUGUUGAAUUUUAGCUACUUGUGUAAAAUAUAACAUCUUUAAUGAAAAGAAAGAUCAAGAUAAAUAGUAUUUUGUCAAGUAUUUCAAUUCAUCUAACUAAAUACAAACCAAAGCCAAUUCAUUCACAGAAAAAAAAAAUGUUUUGGCAGCUUAGAGUUUUUUUUUCUCUCAAGAGUUCUUGAAUAUAUCACAGGAUAGGCCUGGCCUAUAAUAAUUGUGUAGUUUGAAAUGAUAUAUCCAUCUCGUGUCAAUAUAAUCACUACCAAUAUAAUAAACCUAGAAUAUAUAAAUUGUACUUGUUGUUCUUUAACCGAGUGAUUCACCUACUUAAUACUUAAUACAAUAUUAUGACAUGCAAAUAUAUUUGGGAAUAUAUGGAGAAAUGUGGGAAUAUAUAAUGGAAUGUGGGGAAAAUGACAAGGAUUGCCCUUUGAGUUACAAAUGAUAUCAAUCUCCAUUCCUAGAAAAAAAUGGGUAGUA
Molecule: messenger RNA, 5416 nt
Organism: Patella vulgata (common limpet)
Lineage: Eukaryota; Metazoa; Mollusca; Gastropoda; Patellidae
Product: G2/mitotic-specific cyclin-B3
Exons: 10
Coding region: 120-1367 (415 amino acids)
Biological process (GO): mitotic cell cycle phase transition; regulation of cyclin-dependent protein serine/threonine kinase activity
Cellular component (GO): cyclin-dependent protein kinase holoenzyme complex; nucleus; centrosome
Molecular function (GO): cyclin-dependent protein serine/threonine kinase regulator activity
Source: RefSeq, a predicted model, not a curated record